Messenger RNA from Sesamum indicum (sesame), 1797 nucleotides. RefSeq lists its product as uncharacterized. The record is from RefSeq and is a predicted model, not a curated record. Lineage: Eukaryota; Viridiplantae; Streptophyta; Magnoliopsida; Lamiales; Pedaliaceae. Gene Ontology annotation, molecular function: mRNA binding. Gene Ontology annotation, cellular component: cytoplasm.
AUGGGCGGUGCAGCCAGGCUCAUGAACCUCCUAAGGGCCCCCUUUCCGCCUUUCCACCAAUCGCUCUUCCUUUUCCGCUGCCGCCUGUUUGUUCUUUCUUCCUCGCCCGUCAGCAUCUUCACUUUGUCCUCCCUCUCCAAAACGGAAUCCCAUGCUCCUCAAUCAGUCAACUCUUUCCACUCUCAACCCGGUAAUGAUGCAUACUUACUCCACUCUUCCGCCGCUCAGAUUCAACAGCAGCACGACCAUCUGUGGUCCGAAUGGAGACAUUUUCUCCAAAUUUUGUCAAAUGGGCAGGGAUUACAUGUCCCUGCGGACAACCGAAUCCUCCCUGAGGACGCGUUUGUAGUGUAUGAGGAAUUGUUCGAUGAUUUUGUACGCUCUGCCGCCUCAUGCUUAGCAUUCGCUAGGGCCCGGCCGGAUCUUCUAAGAUUGCUUUCAAGGAGGGACAUUGAAGCAGUUGUAUUGAAUGGGACCCCCUUUUUGUUUAAAAGUGCAAUAGAAAUUGCAAGGAGGAUGAAGGCAUUUCUGGGAACUGACGGAGACAAUGUCUCAGAAUUUGAUAAAGCAAAUACUAUCGAUCUUAUGAAAUAUGUACUAAGUUACGCAAGCAAUCCAAUUGUUUCUUCCAAAAGAAAUGGGCUGUACAGUGGGGAACUUGUUAACUCAUCAAUUCGGAAUCUGUUGCAAGAGUUGGGCAUUGUAAGUUGCGGAGAUCCCACAGAUUAUGUGCCUGCCUCAGAUUAUCAGUUGUCAGGUAGACAAAAAGUAAUCCUCAGACCUCUUGGACGAAAUAUUGAAAUGAAGAGAGGCGACUGGAUAUGCCUGAAGUGCAAUUUUAUGAACUUUGCAAGAAACAUGAAAUGCCUCGAAUGUGAUGAACCCAGACCAAAGAAACAGCUAACUGGUGGGGAGUGGGAAUGUCCUCAAUGCAAUUUCUUUAACUACGGAAGGAAUUCGGUUUGCUUAAUAUGUACACCAUUAUUUAAUACCAUUAACUCUAUAUCUGGUUUGGGGAAUGAAGAGAAGGCACAACACUCAUUUAGUAGAAUUUCCCUAGUGAAUAAUGUGAGAGAUACUAAUAAUGCCUCUGCCAUUGAAGGUUUUCUUGAAAUCAUGCCUCGACAGAGAAGAGCUCGAACCUCAGAGAUGGAUGAUGGGAACAAGGUACAAAUAGGACCCCAUGAAACUGCCCCAUCAGGUGUCAGGAAUCAGAACACCACAAGUAGUGAGUCCCAUAGUUUAGGUGAGAAUUUUCAGUUUCUGAGAAAUUCAGCAAGUCAGAUAGAUACCCAGAAAAAAGAAAGAGAGCAAGCUGAAACACCAGAAAGAUGGUUCAAGAGGAUGGUGGAACUGCAUGAUGCCAAAGACCUGCCAACUGCCAUUUCAGACAAGGACUUCGCCCAGAUGAUGCCAAUGCACAAAGAAGAAAACCGUUUUGCAGCUACAAAGAACAAAGAUCAUUCGCGGAUUUUUCCCAAGUGUGUCAGGGUGUUUCACAGCAUGCGGUUGUGCCAACCUCAAAGAAUGUUUGGAGGAGUGGUCUUCUCAAGGAAAAAUGUUUUGAUUAAGAGCAAAAAGCAUCAGCAACUGCAGACUGAGAUGGCAGAGUCUCAGAAGAAAGAUUCUUCUUCUGUCAGUUUGAAGGAGAAAAAUUCCUUGCUAGAUCUGGACAUUGGAAAGGACUUCCUUAGUUCGUGGAAAUCAAUGUCAAUAGCACAAGGGGAUGAAAUGGAUUUUGACCUUACGCCAGUUACCAAGGGCAAUAAAAAAUCAUUUGACUUUGACAAAGCGUAA